AUGGCUGAACAAUUCUAUACUGUGGCAUCGGAUAGUGAAACCACUGGGGAAGACAAAUCACAGCCUUCAUUACCUGAUGUUGCUAUUGGCAUUGACAUUGGGACUUCCAAAUGCAGUGUUGCUGUUUGGAAUGGCCACCAAGUUGAGCUCUUAAAGAAUACCCGUAAUCAGAAAGGGAUGAGGUCAUAUGUCAUGUUCAAAGAUGAUACUCUUUCAGCAGGAGUUACUGGAGGGGCAGCCAAGGAAAAUGCACAUGAGGAAAGAGACAUCUUAUCAGGAAGUGCCAUAUUCAACAUGAAACGCCUGAUAGGAAGAAUGGACACUGAUGAAGUGGUUCAAGCUAGCAAGACCCUCCCAUUUCUUGUGCAGACAUUGGGUAUCGGUGUGAGACCGUUUAUCGCGGCACUCGUGAACAACAUGUGGCGAUCUACAACCCCGGAAGAGGUCCUCGCCAUCUUUCUACUUGAAUUGAAGGCCUUGGUGGAGAUGCAUCUUAAACAUCCUGUGAGGAAUGCUGUGCUUACCAUACCAGUUGCAUUCAGUCGAUUUCAACAGACCAGGAUUGAGAGAGCCUGUGCAAUGGCUGGGCUGCAUGUGUUGCGGUUGAUGCCGGAACCAACUGCUGUGGCGCUUCUGUACGCUCAGCAGCAGCAGCAGCUUAUGCAUGACAAUAUGGGAAGCGGCAUUGAGAAAAUUGCUCUGAUAUUUAACAUGGGUGCUGGGUACUGUGAUGCAGCCGUGGCUGCCACAGCUGGUGGUGUUUCUCAGAUAAGAGCAUUAUCAGGAUGCACAGCUGGUGGGGAGGAUAUACUUCAGAACAUAAUGCGCCAUGUUCUUCCCAAUUUUGACAGUUUGUAUGCUGGCCAGACAGUGGAUAGAAUCCACUCGAUGAGUUUACUGCGAAUUGCAACUCAGGAUGCAAUUCACAAACUGGUUAACCAGGAAACUGUGGAGAUCAAUAUAGAUUUGGGGAAUGGCCACAAAGUGUCCAAAGUCCUAGACCAUUCAGAGUUUGAACAAGUCAACCGGGCAAUUUUUGAUAAGUGCGAAAAGAUCAUCAACCAGUGCUUGGUUGAUGCCAAGUUAGUACCAGAGGACAUCAAUGAUGUCGUAUUGGUUGGAGGUUGUUCGAAGAUCCCCAGAAUCAGAAGCCUUGUCCUGGGUUUAUGCAAGAAGGAGAUCUCUUACAAGAAUAUAGAUGCUCUAGAAGCUGCUGUUUCAGGUGCUGCACUGGAAGGAGCCAUCGCUUCAGGAGUGAAUGAUUCUUCAGGGAGCUUGGAUCUUCUCACAAUCCAGGCGACUCCUAUGAACCUGGGAAUCCGUGCCUAUGGUGAUAGCUUCGCUGCAAUCAUUCCCAGGAACACGACAGUUCCAGCAAGAAGGGACAUGCUGUUUACAACGACACACGACAACCAGACUGAAGCCCUAAUUGCUGUGUAUGAAGGAGAAGGGGAACGUGCUGAAGAUAACCAUCUGUUAGGAUACUUCAAGAUCACUGGAAUACCAGCAGCCCCUAAGGGAACAGUUGAGAUCAGUGUAUGCAUGGACAUCGAUGCUGCCAAUGUCCUCAGGGUGUUUGCAGGGGUCGGCAAGCCUCAAGGCCCAGCCAUUCCGCCGUUCAUCGAGGUGAGGAUGCCAACGCUAGACGAUGGCCAUGGCUGGUGUGGGCAAGCUCUGGCAAAGAUGUAUGGGAAGACUCUCGACCUUGCUGUUCUUCCAAAGAAGCUGCAGCCAUGA
Miscanthus lutarioriparius is the source of this 1737-nucleotide messenger RNA. Lineage: Eukaryota; Viridiplantae; Streptophyta; Magnoliopsida; Poales; Poaceae. The record is from the annotation of a GenBank genome assembly.